AUGGCAGACUACGCGUCCAUGAAGGUGCCGGAGCUGAAGAAGCUUCUCACCGAGCGCAAGCUUCCCCUGACCGGAAACAAGGCCGAUUUGAUUGCUCGCCUCCAAGAGGAGGACAGCAAGGCUGCUACCGAUUCUGAAGCCAAGCCAGCUGCCAAGGACGACGAGAUCACGUACAGCGACGACGAAGGCGCGAAGCCCGCCACCGCCGCUCCGGCUACUACCGAGGAGCCUGAGCCUGCUGAUGCUGCUGCUGCCGCGCCCCAGGAAGCCGCCGCGCCCGCUGAGGGCGAAGCCGCCGCUACCACCACCACGACUACCACCGCCGAUGCCGCCGCCGAGCCCGCCGCGCCCGCUCCCUCCUUCGCCAUCGGCCUCUCCUCCACGACCGCUGAGGAGGAGAGCAAGAAGCGCGCCGACCGCGCGAAGCGAUUCGGCAUCGAGGAGGACGACGAGGACGCCAAGAAGCGCGCCGAGCGCAGCAAGCGGUUCGGCCUCGAGGCCAAGGACGUCUCCGGCCUCGACGCCGCCCUGCCCGAGCGCUCCCUAAAGCGCGGCCGCGGCCAGCACCAGGAGGGCAGCCACCAGCGCCCGGGGAAGCGCCAGAGUACAGACCGCAGAGGAGGAAACGACCGUCGCAACGGCGGCGGCGGCGGCGGCGGCCGCAACGAUCGCCAAGCUGGCGGCGCUGGCGGUCGUCGUGGUCAAGCCCAGGCAAGGGGCUCUGGUGUCCUGGGAGAUCCUGCGGAAAAAGCCAAGGCUGAGAAGCGCGCUGCACGGUUUGCUGCUGCUUGA
Cordyceps fumosorosea ARSEF 2679 is the source of this 792-nucleotide messenger RNA. Its product is annotated as DNA-binding SAP. The record is from RefSeq and is a predicted model, not a curated record. The transcript has 2 exons. Gene Ontology annotation, biological process: poly(A)+ mRNA export from nucleus. Gene Ontology annotation, cellular component: nucleus. Lineage: Eukaryota; Fungi; Ascomycota; Sordariomycetes; Hypocreales; Cordycipitaceae. Bases 1 to 792 code for a protein of 263 amino acids.